Molecule: messenger RNA, 609 nt
Organism: Leptopilina heterotoma
Lineage: Eukaryota; Metazoa; Arthropoda; Insecta; Hymenoptera; Figitidae
Product: waprin-Phi2
Exons: 5
Coding region: 190-528 (112 amino acids)
Cellular component (GO): extracellular region
Molecular function (GO): peptidase inhibitor activity
Source: RefSeq, a predicted model, not a curated record
UUUAUCAGAGUCAUAAAACUCUUCCGCUAACGACUCUUCUUGGUACUGAAACUCAGUGCUUAGAUUUUGCUUGUCCCUAUAUCAACUAACUUUCUUAGUUGUCGUAAUUACGCAGUUCCAAUUUCGACGCAUCGAAAACACUUUUUUAAUAUAGAUUCAUACAAUUGUUCAAACAUCGCUACAUACGUCAUGAUAGGAAAGAUAUCAAUUUUACUUGCACUUCUAGUGAUUGGUUCAAGUGAAUCAUUUUUGUCACAUAAGGAGGGCAAUUGUCCUUACAGAACCAGCGUGAAAGAAUGUCUUCCCCACUGUAGAAGUGAUUAUGAUUGUGGAUUCAAUAAAAAAUGUUGUCCAAAUGUCUGCGGCGAUACUUCAUGUGCCACGGCUACUGCUUUCUCCACCGGCUCGGAUGGAGGUUACAAGUCAUCUUACGAUGAUGUUAAAUAUUGCGCAGGAGUAAAAUGCCAAAAAGGUGAAAAAUGUGAAUUAGACAGGCGAACAAAACGUGAAAAAUGUGUUCGAGCUUGAAGAUGAUUAAUAUAAUUAAUAAUGGUAAUUUUAAGUAAAAGAUAAUAUUAAAAGUAAUACAUGUAUUAUUGUAUCAAAUUA